Molecule: messenger RNA, 1070 nt
Organism: Centruroides sculpturatus (bark scorpion)
Lineage: Eukaryota; Metazoa; Arthropoda; Arachnida; Scorpiones; Buthidae
Gene: Enoph
Product: enolase-phosphatase E1-like
Exons: 6
Coding region: 207-989 (260 amino acids)
Molecular function (GO): magnesium ion binding; acireductone synthase activity
Source: RefSeq, a predicted model, not a curated record
CUUACGUCUGGUGGCGCUUCCGCCUGUACGGUUAUUCUAUCUCGUUGGACUAGACACUUGUGUGACAAAACGGAACAAAUAAUAAAUAAAGUCACGUGUUCGGUUUAAAGUUUGUUGUAUAUUGGGAAGGAUAUUUGUGUGCUACGAAAAGCAUAAUAUUUGAUACAGUAAUCGAGAAUUUAUAACGGUAUAUACUUAGGAUCAAAAUGUCUUUCUUGAAAUUGGAAAAUAUUAAUGUUUGUCUUUUAGACAUCGAAGGAACCACUACUUCCAUUAGUUUUGUCAAAAAUACAUUAUUUCCUUAUGCAAGAUCAGCAAUAUGUAACUACUUAAAACAAUUCUGGGGUAAUUCUGAACUCAUGGAAACUAUCAAAGCUUUAAAGAAACAAGUAAAUGAAGAUAAACAGAAAGGAAUCAAAGAAAUUGUUGAAAUUGAAGAUUUGCCAGAAUCUCCUUCUGAAGAAGAUAUUAAUGCUGUGCAAAAAUCUAUUGUUAAUAAUAUAAUGUUACAAAUGGAUUAUGAUAGAAAAACAACGGCUCUUAAGCAACUUCAAGGACAAAUGUGGAGAAUUGGCUACAAAAAUGGUGAAAUAAAAUCACAUGUCUAUGAAGAUGUUCCUUCUUGUUUAGAAAGCUGGAAAAAAGAAGGUAAACAAAUUUACAUAUAUUCAUCAGGAAGUGUUGAAGCACAGAAAUUACUUUUUCAGUACAGUAACUAUGGAAAUUUGUUACAGUUUAUAGAUGGCCAUUUUGAUACAAACACAGGACAAAAAUUCGAUCAUCAUAGUUAUGUAAAGAUUGCAGAAUAUAUAGGAGUAGCUCCAGAAAAUAUUUUGUUUUUAACAGAUGUAACAAAAGAAGCAGAUGCGGCUUUAAAAGCAAAAAUGCAAGUUGCAAUUCUGUUGCGAGAAGGUAAUGCUCCUUUGUCUAAUGAAGAACUUUCAAGAUUCAAUUGUAUUUCCAGUUUUCAUCAGUUACAAUUAAUAUAACUAAUAUAUUUUAAUUUGAUAUUUUAUAAGAAAUAUAUUAUUGGAUUAUAUUUUUUCCAUAGUGCAAUAAAAAUUUUGAUU